Molecule: messenger RNA, 3085 nt
Organism: Salvelinus namaycush (lake trout)
Lineage: Eukaryota; Metazoa; Chordata; Actinopteri; Salmoniformes; Salmonidae
Gene: ptpdc1b
Product: protein tyrosine phosphatase domain containing 1b
Exons: 12
Coding region: 666-2657 (663 amino acids)
Biological process (GO): protein dephosphorylation; cilium assembly
Molecular function (GO): protein tyrosine/serine/threonine phosphatase activity
Source: RefSeq, a predicted model, not a curated record
AGGGUAAACAUUGUCUAUGGCAAAUAAAUAUCCCCACUCCUAGGGUAUCGGAGGGUAGAAUGGAGCUACCACCAUUUUGUUUAAAGGAUCCAACAAGACUGAUAUUAACUAAGAUCCUUCUCAUCAAUUGAGCCCCCUGGUCCUGUCACACAUUCAUCAAUCAUCUGUUUUGAAAGCCAUUGCUGGCAACACGUUCCACCAUACCAGAAGGUUCUACUUUACCAGAGGGACGUCAAGGAAACCUGAGUGGAGGCCAGGCCAGGGUACUAUAUUCCUAUGGCUGAAGCAAAACGCCCGUUCCUGGUGAACAUAAAGGAUGAAGUGGAUGGUGUUGUUGCCCCACCCUAAUUUACAAAGAUAAUCUGCACUGAAUUAACUGAAGACCCGAGGUGGUGCAGGACUACCAAAACGGAGAAAGAAAGCAUUUGAGGACAUUGCUGUGUCAGUGGUCCAACGUGGGAAAGUGGAGUAGUUUUAUGUUGAUGUCUGAAGAUGCUGACGAUCACUAACUCAACAAUCUUUUUGGCUCAGGUAAACGUGCUGAGGAUACUUUAUUGGGAGGUUGCUGUAUGAUGUAGGCACUGCCAUGGCAGUGGAGGUUUGCUUGAGUAUUCAGUCAUACAACACUCCACCCUCAGACAAGCAGUGGAGUCCCCUACCCCCUCAUGGAGUCAGUCAGGACACCCCAGUCGAAGUACACGUUGGUGGGGGAGGUGAUACGUCACGUCAUCCCUGGAGCCACACAAUGCUCCAUAGGGUGUGGAGGUCAGAACUGCAAGUAUGAGAACCCUGACCGCUGGAGCAAGGACAAGCAAGCCAUCAAAGGCCUCUACUCCUCCUGGGUCACGGAAAACCUACUUGCCAUGGCCAGGCCCUCUACUGUAUUAAUAGAAAAAUACAACAUUAUUGACCAAUUUAAAAGAUGUGGCCUGAAGACAGUGAUAAACCUGCAGAGACCUGGGGAACACGCCAGCUGUGGUCCCAAUGCACUGGAAUCAGAAAGUGGAUUCUCCUACCAACCUGAGGUCUUCAUGGAGAACAACAUAUAUUUCUACAACUUUGGUUGGAAUGACUAUGGGGUGGCCUCCCUCACAUCCAUCCUUGACAUGGUGAAGGUCAUGUCCUUUGCGAUGCAGGAGGGGAAAAUGGCUGUCCACUGUCAUGCUGGUCUGGGAAGAACAGGUGUGUUGUUAGCGUGUUACCUGGUCUUCGCCACCAGGAUGACCGCUGACCAGGCCAUCGUGUUUGUGCGUUCCAAACGACCCAACUCCAUCCAGACCAGAGGUCAGCUGUAUUGCGUGCGGGAGUUUGCCCAGUUCCUGGUCCCUGUCAGGAGUAUCUUCUCCUGCGCUGAGCCCAGGACUAACCCCAUCACCCUGUCCCAGUUCCUGACCCGCCAGGGACACAUGCUGCAUGGCUAUGAGCGGCGGGAGCUCAGGCACUUGCCCAAGAUCAUCCAGGUGAUCUGCAAGCUGCUGCUGGACAUCGCUGAGAACCGGCAGGUCAUCGAGGAGGACAUGCUGGACAUCCCUGACAUGACGGCCGAGGAGGAGAUAGAGUUUGAGCGCUAUCGUGACUUUGGAUUCACCAAGGGAAGCUUCGGGGGAGGCGGCCUCGGAGGGCAGCCCCGCUUACCGGGACCCCCAACCAAACCCCGGCACGCCAACGAACCGCCCCUGUUCUACCACCGCAAGAGCCUGAGCUACAGCGAGUCGGACCUGCGGAGGCUGGGCUCUGAGCUGAACCUGCCGACCCUACCCCUCUCCAACUCGCUGUCCGCUUGCAACAUGUCUGUGGCCUGUUCUCCCUCCCUGAACUCCCUGCCUAGGACCCCGGCCACAGGCAGCCCCAUGGGGCCCAGGCAAAUAACCACCACCUACGGCUCCCAAGAUGGAUCCCUCUGGGAGCAGAAGAGCCUCGCGGAGGGAUCACCGCUCCUAAAGAAGACACAGAAAGCCUGCCAGCGCAGCGAGUCCGAGUGCAACCCCGAGAAGAAAGGGUAUAGCAGCAUGCUGUUUCGGUGGAAGAAGGAGCAGAGGGACAAGUUAGCGUACAAUGGUGAUGUGUCUCAGAUAGAGGAGUCAGAGGUGCCCUUCAUCACCAUCCAGACAGAGCUGUCCAAGGAGGCCAGGCAGCUGCUGGUGGCCCAGGCCCUGGCUGUGGAUCUGGAGCUGGACGGCGAGGAGGAGCACAGGGAGAGACUACAAGCCUGGCAGUCAGAGUUGAACAUGGGAGGGGCAUGGGAGAGGCUGUGUACAUUGGAGAAGGACCCGUUUGUGCUGUCUGGGCUGAUGUGGACCUGGCUGGAGCAGCUGAAGGAGCCAGUCAUCUCCGUCGAGGAUGUACAGAAUCUGGACCAUAACAACAGUGACCCUGCAAACUCAGAGGCUGUCUUCAAACCACUGGACCAGGCUCCCAGGGAGAUGUUAGUGUGCAUUCUGGACUGUAUGGCUCAUGUUCUCACAAUUCCAGAGGAGGUGGAGGCUGCUUUCCUGGAGCGCACCAUCAAGGCUUUCACAAAGAUGGGAAAAGGCUCAGCGGUGUAUCCGGCCAUGACAGAGAUCCUUAGGCUGGUCCUACACGACAUGAGGUUUAUUGCCAUAGAGGAGGAUGAGGUACCAAAUAUGGCGCCCAUCCCUACUGUACUGAUCCCAUAAACCUUGUGUAUUCUUUCCCAGACCAUCCCUUGCUAUAUUAAAACAUAUGUUGUGCCUUCCUGUGCAGUUUGGAUAGUUUUUCACACACAAUAUUUUUGUCAUUAAGUAUUGUACAGUAAGUGUAUUGUAUACGAAAGAUCACUUUCCAAUGUUUACUUCUGUAUUGUACAGUUAAAAUGCAGACCCAAGAAAAUGCAGUUUAUUUGAGAGUUAAAAAUAAAUUGUCAGUUUGGUUUUGUUAAGAAGAUCAAGGGGCAGUAUUUGUUACAGUAUGUGCCCUAAAGAUUUAGGUUAUAUUGAACAUGCAACAUCCAACACAGGGAUUUAAAUACCUAAGCUCCACAUAAAGCCAGCUACGUGAUUAUAACCAUUCAUUCCUGUACAGAAAUGUGUUAUUACACAAAAAAUAAAGUAUCAUGGCACAGCAA